GACUGUAUGAGGGUGGACGUUAGCAUGGCGUCAUAUAUCUACACAGUAAAUACUUAAGCUACCCCAAUUCAAUAUGAGAUUCUGCCACGUUCCGACAGCAGCAUCCCUGUUUGCAUUGACAAUCCCAGACACAAGUUUGGGAGUCCAGGCAUAUUUUCCUGCUACAUUGGCUUAAGGUAGGGGAAGCAUCUGUGUGUUGCAUGUUAAGAAAAGUGCCUAUAGGUGCAGCCUUAUCACCCACCAAGGUCUCGCGAAAGUCCACAUCGAUGGCGUGGUACUGUUCCGGCUCCACGAAUCGCGAGCUGAUUGAGAACUUGUCCAAGACCGGCCUGAUAAAGAAUGAGAGAGUGAAGAUGGCUAUGUUAUGCGUUGACCGCGCCCAUUACGCGCCCUCGAGGCCAUAUUCGGACUCGCCGCAGCCCAUUGGCCAUGGGGCAACCAUCUCUGCACCCCAUAUGCAUGGCCAUGCAUGUGAAUACCUCAUCAAUUUCCUCAAACCCGGCUCGCGCGUGUUGGACAUUGGGUCUGGCUCGGGCUACCUGACUCAUGUCCUCGCCAACCUCGUCAUGAGUGCUUCCCCCACGAACGAAACCAGCGGUCAAGUUAUAGGAGUAGACCACAUUCCGGAGCUGGUAGAACUAGCACGCGAAAAUAUGCGUAAAUCGAAGCAAGGGCGCAGUUUCCUCGAGUCUGAAAGUGUUAAAUUCGUCCUUGCUGAUGGCCGCCUGGGCUGGGAAGAAGGUGCGCCGUACGACGCCAUUCACGUUGGCGCAGCCGCCGAACAACUCCAUCCUACGCUUAUCGAGCAACUUCGCGCCCCGGGGCGGAUGUUCAUUCCUGUUGAUGCAGACGAUGAUGAGGGUGCUGAAAGUAGCCUUAGGUUGAGUGGUGGACAAUAUAUCUGGGUAGUUGAUAAGAGAACGGAUGGAUCAGUUCACAAAGAAAAAGUAUUCCAGGUUAGCUACGUUCCCCUGACCGACCGCCCGGGAACCUAAGGAGCGUGUUUGUCUGUUCUCUUCCCUGCUGCACUGGAAACGACAAAAGAUAGCAUCAAGCCGGUUUUCUUUGAUCUGAUGUACCCAAUUCUGAGAUCUCAAGAUGGUGUGUGAACAUCAAUAUUCAAAUCAGGAUUACCAGUGUUGGAGGAUCGGGAUAUGUCUAUGGUACAAAAUGCGUGGGGAGUCUGUCCAAAAAAACCUAAUGGAACAAGGCGAGACCCUGGAAGAACAAAGCUCAGAAUGUCUCUUUUGAUAGUCGUAAGUCCGAAUUUGGACUCAGCGAAAAGGAAAGCCACCGGGGAAGUUGAACCCUUGCCCCGAGAACUUGAACUGUGGGCCGCCUUGUUGGAAGAAGAAUUGUUGUCCACCACCUUGCCCAAACGGGCUUCCUUGAAAAGGCCUGCCCCUUUGUGACUCGGGAUCAUUGGGGUCAUCGCCAUUGU
Molecule: messenger RNA, 1441 nt
Organism: Aspergillus sclerotioniger CBS 115572
Lineage: Eukaryota; Fungi; Ascomycota; Eurotiomycetes; Eurotiales; Aspergillaceae
Product: protein-L-isoaspartate O-methyltransferase
Exons: 2
Coding region: 267-995 (242 amino acids)
Biological process (GO): protein modification process
Cellular component (GO): cytoplasm
Molecular function (GO): protein-L-isoaspartate (D-aspartate) O-methyltransferase activity
Source: RefSeq, a predicted model, not a curated record